Molecule: messenger RNA, 776 nt
Organism: Nicotiana tabacum (common tobacco)
Lineage: Eukaryota; Viridiplantae; Streptophyta; Magnoliopsida; Solanales; Solanaceae
Source: RefSeq, a predicted model, not a curated record
CCAAACAAGACACAACAUAGUUCCUUCUUUCGUCCAUCAGAACCUCUUCCGACUUUGUUCGCCAAUUUUGACGGCGAAAGGAUCAGAAUAUUGCUUAUUUGGUAAAAGUGUUGCGCUCAUCGUCUGAGAAAAAAGCCCUUAAAGUUGGAUUGCGCUUAUCAGAUUCCCCUCCAAAAUUUUCUGAUUUUAGAUAUGCAGAACAUGUCAACCGAGAAGAUUCCAGCGCAAACAGCACCUGCUGUUGCAUCAUCAUGCCGAAAAAAGAAGUCUGAAAGUGCCACGUUUUUGGAGGAUGUAAAGGAUCACAUUGAUGAAUUUAUAAAUGCCUCAAUGGAUGAACACAAGACUUGUUUCAAGAAGACCAUCCAGAAGAUGUUUGGGAUGUCUAAAAUUGUUGCUGAAAGAAAUGCUGAAGCAAAGGAGGUUGAGAGCUCACUUCCUCUCCGAACUGUUGUAUCUGAGUAAAAGAUUCACAACGGGGAAAGAGGAAAAGGAGGGUGAGAUUGGAAGGUCAAAAUUGCAUGCAAUCCAAAGCCGUUCUCUUGCAAGUUCUGUCGUGCUAUCCACAUGUAUAAUAAACAAAAAUUUGAGAUUCUUUUGCCUAAGAAUCCUUUCUGCUUUUGCAUCUGGCUGGCUGUAUCACACAUUAGCCAUGCCUAGAUAAGACAUCUCAAUAACUUUUUGAUGAAUCCUCCAAAAUGAUUGUGUGAUCCUUCGUUUUUAUGGUUUGAGCUCUACUUUUUCUGCUAAUACAUCCUCCUUGUUUUAGUUCUGUU